Molecule: messenger RNA, 972 nt
Organism: Didymosphaeria variabile
Lineage: Eukaryota; Fungi; Ascomycota; Dothideomycetes; Pleosporales; Didymosphaeriaceae
Exons: 2
Coding region: 1-972 (323 amino acids)
Molecular function (GO): ATP binding; ATP hydrolysis activity
Source: RefSeq, a predicted model, not a curated record
AUGUUCGCAAAGAAGGAUUUCGAAAGUGACGAGCAAUAUAUGCUGUGCCCCCCACGUGUACUGGGAUAUCACCUCACCACGAGAACAUGGCUGGAGCUACACGUCGACCAAAUCAAGAUCAAGAAAGAAGAAACAAAUGACGUAGCUUUCGAUAAGCUCCAACUCGAUGACGAACAUAAAACCCUGAUCAGAAAGCUCGUCCAAAGCCACUCGAGCAGCACCCUGAAAGAGCCUAUGAUGAAGGACAUUGUCAAGGGCAAAGGCGAGGGUCUUGUCAUGUUGUUGCACGGUCCUCCGGGAGUAGGGAAGACCCUCACUGCCGAAAGCGUGGCUUCCCUGACGGGAAAGCCACUUUUUGCAGUUAGCAUUUCAGACAUUGGCCUGGAUCCGGCAGUCGUCGAACACAACCUUGAGUCACUCUUCGAACUCGCUGCUCGCUGGCGCGCCGUCUUGCUGUUUGACGAGGCGGAUGUCUUUCUUGAGUCGCGGAGCGCCAACACGUCCGAUCUCACACGUAACGCUUUAGUAUCCGUACUCCUGCGUGUGUUGGAGUACUACAAAGGAAUCCUCAUUCUCACCACCAACCGCAUAAAGCAAUUUGAUGUUGCUGUCCUAUCGCGAGUCAAUCUUGGUAUCAUGUACAGCAAUCUGGAAUACCCCGAUAAGAUCGCCAUCUUCGAAGAAUUCCUGAAGCCCCUCAACAGAAAGCAAGUAGAGGACCGAGAGGGCAUCAUCGACUGGUUCGGAAAGCACAGGGGUGAGGCGAGCAAAUUGUUCAAGCCACUCAAUGGACGCCAAAUCCGCAAUGUGCUCUUCUCGGCGGCGUCCCUGGGCUCCAUGGAUGGUGGUAAACUGCGGUUGGACCACAUCAAGACUAUGGCUCAGAUCACGUUCGACUUCCAGGAAAGUCUUCAACUUGUGAUGGAGUCGUGGCAAGCCCAGAAUGAGGCUGGUCGCCAUGAACGUCACUAA